This is a messenger RNA of Tetrahymena thermophila SB210, 1434 nucleotides long. Its product is annotated as transmembrane protein, putative. Lineage: Eukaryota; Ciliophora; Oligohymenophorea; Hymenostomatida; Tetrahymenidae. The record is from RefSeq and is a predicted model, not a curated record. Gene Ontology annotation, cellular component: peroxisomal membrane; peroxisome; peroxisomal importomer complex. Gene Ontology annotation, biological process: protein import into peroxisome matrix, docking. The transcript is spliced from 4 exons.
AUGAGUUUACCUGCCAACAAAAACGAUAUAAAUAUUUCUAACUCUCAACAAUUACCCACUUCAGACACUCUUCAGUCUAGUUUCAAUUCAUAAUCUGAUAAAUCUGAUUUACAAACCUAGUCUACAAAUAAUUUAAACAACAAUACACUUAGUAAUAUGAACACUAUGAAUAGAUUUGGUACUACAAGUGGAUAUGGCGGAUACGGAUCUUCCAUGUAUAAUAGUGCUUAUUCAUCAUACGGUGGUUUUGGAGGUUCCUAUGGUGGAAUGUAUGGCUCUGGAAUGAUGGGAGGUUACUCUACUAUGGGAAAUGGUAUGAUGGGCUAAUAAAAUCUUUAACAAUAACAACAACAACAACAACAACAGCCUGGGUUCAGAGAUGAAUACCAAGGAGUUUUAAUGGGAUUUAACUCAAUGCUAAAUAUUAUGGGAGCUGGUGUAGCUAUGUUAGGAUACGGAACAACAUUUGUUCAGAUAGCAAAGAAGGCUCUUGUUUUUAUUUAUCAUGGUUUCUCUAACUUAACAUAUAAAAUACUUGGUAUUGCUUACUUAAAGAAGCUUUACAACUGGAUUACUCAUGCAGAAUUGGAAAAGCAAUUUACAAAGACAUUACAUGCAGCUGGAAAAGUUGAAAAAUUGAGUCUUGCUAAAAGAGUUUUAGGCAAGGUACUAUUUGUAGUUAGAAUUUUAUCGGGAUUAGCUUUAUUGGGCUUCUACUUCGCUUAAUAUAAACUACGUUAGAGAAUGAAUUAAAUGAAACUUGAACAAGGCAACCUUAACAAUUUUGAUAAUGAGUUAGGUCCAAUCAUCUAUGAUAAUUAAAUAGCCUAAGAUAAAGAGAAUGAUGCUAUGAUUCAUAUUAACAUGAAUUCUGAAAAGGCUGAAAUAAUAGAUAAUUUAGACUCCGCUUUGAACGAAGAGUUAGAAGAAGAAGAAAAGGAAUGUGUUUUAGAAUUCAACAACUUAUAAAAAGAAAACUCUACUGCAGAAAUAGUUGAAACUAAAGAAAAUGUAAUUAAGACUGAUAAUCUUUAAGAAGCUUUCGAUGAUGUUAUAAACAAAGAAAAGAACUUCAUCUAAUAAACUUAACUAAGAUCCGAAGAAUUCUGGAACCAUAAAGAACCCAAAGCUGAAAUAACUACAGAAACUAAUUUCAGUAAUAAUAGCAAUGCUUUUAUAUUAAAUAUAAACAAUAACAACAAUAUUGUCAUUCCUGCAGCUUAAACUGUUGAAAAUGAAAAUUCAGCACAAUUAUAAACUGUAGAAUUAAAUCCCCCAGUUUUACUUUAAACAGCUUCUGAAAUAAUACCUUCAAACAAUUCAGAAAUCCUUCCCAAUUUAGCAAGUUCUGUCUCUUCAACUUCAAAUAUUUCAUCAUUAACUUCAAGUAAUACAGUAAAAAAAUCAGUAAAGCCUUGGAUGAAGAACGUAUGA